GAAGUACCGUGCUGCUGCUGCUGCUGCUGACAGCGGAACUCGGGUCUGUAUGAGGUUAGCUCUCUUGACAGUGUUUUUACACGGUCUUGCCCUGCCAUAUAUCCUCUGUAUAAACCCCCUCUGCUGCACACAAAGAUUUGUACUGACAAACAGAGGAGGAUGUCUGCGACUGUGAAUAAUCCUUUCCAACAUAUAGUUGAGCCCCUGGACCCCAAGGACCCAACGCAGCAGUUUUACAAUCUUUCCAAACUUGGAGAUCCCAGAUAUGAGCGUCUCCCGUUCUCCAUCCGGGUCCUCCUGGAGUCUGCUAUCAGGAACUGUGAUGAGUUCCUGGUGAAGAGCUCAGAUGUGGAGAGCAUCCUGAACUGGAAGCAUACCCAGACUCAAACUGUGGAGGUCCCGUUCAGACCGGCUCGAGUCAUCCUGCAGGACUUCACUGGAGUUCCUGCUGUGGUGGACUUUGCUGCCAUGCGUGACGCCGUGAUGAAACUCGGCGGAGACCCAGAGAAGAUUAAUCCUGUCUGCCCUGCUGACCUGGUCAUCGAUCACUCCAUCCAAGUGGACUUUAACAGGAAGUCUGAUAGCCUCCAGAAAAACCAGGACUUGGAGUUUGACCGCAACAGAGAGAGAUUUCAGUUCUUAAAGUGGGGCUCUAAAGCCUUCAGGAACAUGCGGAUCAUCCCUCCCGGUUCAGGGAUUGUUCACCAGGUCAACCUGGAGUACUUGGCCAGGGUGGUGUUUAACUUUGAUGGGUACUUCUACCCCGACAGCCUGGUUGGCACGGACUCCCACACCACCAUGAUAGAUGGACUGGGAGUCCUGGGCUGGGGUGUGGGUGGAAUUGAGGCGGAGGCUGUAAUGCUGGGUCAGCCAAUCAGCAUGGUACUUCCUGAGGUGGUGGGAUACAAACUGUCCGGGACCCCAAACCAGUUCAUAACCUCCACUGACAUCGUCCUCACUGUCACUAAGCAUCUCCGUCAGGUGGGUGUCGUUGGAAAGUUUGUGGAGUUUUUUGGCCCGGGUGUCUCUCAGCUGUCCAUCGCUGACAGAGCCACCAUCGCCAACAUGUGUCCAGAGUACGGAGCCACGGCAGCCUUCUUCCCCGUAGACGAGGUCAGCGUUCAGUAUCUGGAGCAGACCGGGCGAGACGCAGAGAAGCUGGCCUACAUUACAAAGUACCUGAAGGCAGUGUCCAUGUUCAGAGACUACAACAAUGUCUCCCAGGAUCCAGACUUCACCAGGAUUGUGGAGUUGGACCUCACCACAGUGGUUCCAUGCUGCAGCGGCCCCAAAAGACCUCAGGACAGAAUUGCUGUGUCUGAUAUGAAAUCAGACUUUGAAUCCUGCCUGGGAGCCAAGCAAGGCUUCAAGGGUUUCCAGAUUCCUCCGGAGCAUCACAGCACUGCUGUCCCCUUCCGGUUUAAUGACAAAGAUUAUACAUUAAACCACGGCUCUGUGGUCAUCGCUGCUAUCACCAGCUGCACCAACACCAGCAACCCCUCCGUCAUGCUGGGGGCAGGGCUCCUUGCAAAGAAAGCAAUAGAGUGUGGCUUGAGUGUGAAGCCGUACAUAAAGACCAGCCUGUCCCCCGGCAGCGGGGUGGUCACCUACUACCUGAAGGAGAGCGGAGUGAUGGACUACCUCUUUCAGCUGGGCUUUGAGGUUGUUGGCUAUGGUUGCAUGACCUGUAUAGGCAACAGUGGGCCGCUCCCAGAGCCGGUGGUGGAGGCCAUUACCCAGGGUGAUCUGGUGGCUUCAGGCGUCCUAUCAGGAAACAGAAACUUUGAAGGCAGAGUCCACCCCAACACCAGAGCCAACUACCUGGCUUCCCCCCCGCUCGUCAUCGCCUAUGCUAUAGCCGGCACUGUGAGGAUAGACUUUGAUAAAGAGCCCAUCGGCACUAAUUCCGAGGGCAAAGAAGUGUUCCUCAGGGAUAUCUGGCCCACACGGGAGGAGAUCCAGGCUGUGGAGAGAGAGUUUGUGAUCCCAACAAUGUUCAAAGAAGUCUAUGAGAAGAUUGAGAGUGUGAACGAGCGCUGGAACUCUCUGGUUGCUCCCUCCGACAAGCUGUAUCCCUGGGACACCAACUCAACAUACAUCAAGUCUCCACCUUUCUUCCAUGGUUUGACCAUGAAGCUGCAGCCCCCCCAGUCCAUCCAUGAGGCCUACGUGCUGCUGAACCUGGGGGACUCGGUGACCACGGACCACAUCUCUCCUGCAGGGAACAUCGCCAGGAACAGCUCUGCAGCGCGCUACCUGACCAGCAGAGGUUUGAGCGCCCGUGACUACAACUCGUACGGGUCCCGUCGAGGGAACGAUGCCGUCAUGGCCAGAGGGACGUUCGCCAACAUCCGCCUCUUCAACAAGUUCCUUAAUAAGCAGGCGCCGAAGACCAUUCACCUGCCCACAGAGGAAACGAUGGAUGUGUUUGAUGCUGCAGAGAGAUACAUUCAGUCCGGUGUGCCUCUGGUGAUUCUGGCAGGGAAGGAGUACGGCUCCGGGAGCUCCAGAGACUGGGCCGCUAAGGGCCCCUUCCUGCAGGGUAUUAAGGCGGUGGUGGCGGAGAGCUAUGAGCGGAUCCACCGCAGUAACCUGGUGGGGAUGGGGGUGAUUCCUCUGGAGUAUCUGGCAGGAGACAGCGCUGAGAGCCUGGGUCUCACCGGCAGGGAGCGCUACACCAUCCUCAUCCCCGAGCCCCUCACUCCCAGGAUGCUUGUGGACGUGAAGCUGGACACAGGGAAGACGUUCCAAGUGAGGAUGAGGUUCGACACGGACGUGGAGCUGACCUACUUCCACCACGGAGGCAUCCUCAACUACAUGAUCCGCAAGAUGUCUGAAAACUAACAUGCCAAGUACAGUGCAGCGCACAGCGAGAGCAACACGUGCUAUUUUUCUAAUUCCUAACUAGCGUCCAACACUGCAUCACUGUUUUGAGUUCAUCCAAUGAUUUACAGAAGAAUUAUGUCCAAAAAUAAUCCAGUCAUUGGCCAUGUUGGGGCAGAGAACUAAUGUACAGCCAGAAAACAGUAUCAGUUGAGGAAAUGUAUAUUUUAGAUGUGUAUAUUAACUAAAGAUAUGCUAUAGAAGAUGAUUUAAAGAGUUAUCUGAGAGGGUGUAUGGUUGUGUCAAAAGAUUAUUCCAGAUUAUUCCAACAUUAGUCUUGUUUUUGUACGUUUGGUCUUCAUUUAUGAUAGCAUGAAGUUGCUACUCACUAGAGCGAGGUAAAACUAAUUAUGGUCCUACAUGCUUUGGUACGACAGCAGCAUGUAGCGAGCAGUAAAGUCAGUACUCCAAAUUGACAGUUGAAAGGUUAUCCGUCAGCCAGGAGAGAUUGAUUAUAUCCCCAUAGUACUGUGUUUACGUUUUUUGGUCUAGCUUCUUUUCGUUAGCCAAUAUUUUAUUAUGUGAACAAAGUUGAAUUAACUGUGAUAAUGCCUGGGGGGUGCAGUGAGCAGUGGAGAUGUAUUUGUCUGUUACUGCAAAGAAAACCCAAACAGCCAAUCACAGUGGCCUCAGCUUGUAGUAGCACAGCUUCCAUCACAUGUAGCCAGUGAGGUAGUGCUUCACCUUCACGCAGCAGCAGCUUAAAUCCUUCAAGGGAAACAGUGCCAGCACUUUAUCAAACUGCCAUGUCUGGUAGGUCUGGUUGGUGUGCCGCUGUUAGCUCUCAGGGGUGAAAACGUGACAUUCCAGCUGAGGUUCUACACUGUUCAGCAGUUGGCAGUAUAAUGUAAACAGGUUUCAAACUGUUCCUGAGAGUAAACAGAAACCUUAAACCCCAUAACUCUUCUUCAGCUGUUCCAUCUCCACCCACAGCCAGGCCCAGCUCUGAACAGAUAACAGUCACUAAAGACCCAUGUUUUAGUCAUCCAGAAUUCUCUUUUAAAAACCAGGACCAUUAUGAGAUUCAAUCAUAUAUUUUCUUGACUGUAAUGAAGAAGAUGUUGUGAUGCGUUCAAAGCUGCAGGAAAAGCCACUGCAUGGAGGAAGUGGAAGUAUGUUGAUGAUAAUAUCAUAUUAUUGACUAUGAUUAAUGAAUGAAGUGUGACUUGAAUGAGUUAAAUAUCGUCAUGGUUACUCCUCCAGGUAAAUACGCUGAAGUCUGAAGCUAACCAUUAUUCCUCUUUAUUGAUUAAUGUGCAGAUUAUUUCCCUUAAUUAAAUGUUAUAAAAUGUCAAGAAAUUGUGAAAAAUUCAAACCUAAAGAAAUGUAAAUAUGUUCUAAAAAGCAACCGAUAACAGUACAGCACCUGAGACGCUGGAAACAGCAAUUGCUGCCAUUCUUGUGUGACACAUUGUUUUUUGUUUCAUUCUACCCUCUUGAUGUUUCCGGAUUAUUCACAAAUAUGUUCAUGGUUUCUCUUUCUGUCCGUCUCAGAUAACUGUACAGAAAUCAUGCCUGUUUGUUCUUCAGACAUUCCAAACGUCAUUGUGAAUCUGCCUUAAUAACGUCAUGCGAUCGCCUUGAUUUCAUAUGUUUGUGUCUUCUUACAACACUGAUCAUUUGAUUAAGAAGACUGUCAAAACCGUGCUCCAUGUUGAUUCAACCUAAACUGAUUGCAUUAAGCCACAGAUGACUGAAAAGCUGAAUAAAAUUAGAUUUUUCA
This is a messenger RNA of Gymnodraco acuticeps, 4606 nucleotides long. RefSeq names its product aconitase 1, soluble (gene aco1). Gene Ontology annotation, molecular function: aconitate hydratase activity; 4 iron, 4 sulfur cluster binding; 3 iron, 4 sulfur cluster binding. Gene Ontology annotation, biological process: tricarboxylic acid cycle; citrate metabolic process. The record is from RefSeq and is a predicted model, not a curated record. Gene Ontology annotation, cellular component: cytosol; mitochondrion. The transcript has 21 exons. Bases 160 to 2844 code for a protein of 894 amino acids. Lineage: Eukaryota; Metazoa; Chordata; Actinopteri; Perciformes; Bathydraconidae.